GAUGAUAUUGUUUAAAGUAAUGUUCUAGUGGAAGUAUUAUAGUCCUCAAAUUAGAUUAGUUUCAUCAUCAUGAAAGUGCUUGAGUAGUGUGUCUGGUCAUGGCUCUUCUGAGCUUACAGUUUCUAAAAUUGGUACGAAAACUUUAGGUUAAGAGAAGGAAAAAUGGCGAAAAAGUUGGAAGCGCAAGGUGGUCGUGGAGGAGAUGUAUGGGACGAUGGUGGUGCUUACGAAAACGUCAAGAAAGUCUAUGUUGGUCAAGGUGAUUCUGGUGUUGUUUACGUCAAGUUUGAUUACGAGAAAGAUGGCAAAAUCGUAUCACGUGAACAUGGGAAGCAGACACUACUUGGAACAGAGGAGUUUGUGCUUGAUCCAGAAGAUUACAUAACAUCAGUGAAAGUUUACUACGAGAAGCUCUUUGGAUCACCGAUAGAGAUCGUCACGGCUCUAAUCUUUAAGACAUUCAAGGGGAAAACUUCUCAGCCUUUUGGACUAACCUCUGGAGAAGAAGCUGAGCUAGGAGGUGGCAAGGUCGUUGGAUUUCAUGGAAGUUCAAGCGAUUUGAUCCAUUCUGUAGGAGUUUAUAUAAUUCCGUCAACUACUCCGGUGACUCCGCCGGAAUCAGGUGGUCCGAUCAAAUUGGAAGCUCAAGGUGGUCGUGGAGGAGAUGUAUGGGACGAUGGUGGUGCUUACGACAAUGUAAAGAAAGUUUAUGUUGGACAAGGUGACUCUGGUGUGGUUUAUGUCAAGUUUGAUUACGAGAAAGAUGGUAAGAUUGUAUCACUUGAACAUGGGAAGCAGACACUACUUGGAACAGAGGAGUUUGAGAUUGAUCCUGAAGACUACAUCACAUAUGUGAAAGUUUACUACGAGAAACUUUUCGGGUCACCGAUAGAGAUAGUCACAGCUCUUAUAUUCAAGACAUUCAAGGGUAAAACUUCUCAGCCGUUUGGUUUGACCUCUGGAGAAGAAGCUGAGCUAGGAGGUGGCAAAAUUGUUGGAUUCCAUGGAACUUCAAGCGAUCUGAUCCAUUCUCUAGGAGCUUAUAUUGUUCCUUCGUCCACACCAUUGACUCCUUCUUCCAAUACUAUUCCAGCACAAGGUGGAGAUGGUGGAGUUGCUUGGGAUGAUGGUGUUCACGACGGUGUCAAGAAGAUAUAUGUUGGACAAGGUGACUCUUGUGUGACAUAUUUCAAGGCUGAUUAUGAAAAGGCAUCAAAGCCUGUCCUUGGAAGUGAUCAUGGAAAGAUGUCAUUGCUUGGAGCAGAGGAGUUUGUGCUUGGACCAGAUGAGUACAUCACAGCUGUGUCGGGCUACUAUGACAAGGUUUUUAGUGUAGAUGCCCCGGCAAUCGUCUCGCUUAAGUUCAAGACAAACAAGAGAACAUCUAUCCCGUAUGGACUCGAGGGCGGAACUGAAUUCUUGCUGGAGAAGAAAGACCACAAAAUCGUCGGUUUCUAUGGACAAGCUGGUGACUAUCUUUACAAACUUGGAGUCACUGUUGCCCCCAUAGCUAACUGAUGUGAAAACAAUCUCAUAUCCCCGGAAUUCGAAUAAGAUUAUGUUGUGAGUUUAUGGAGUUGUGUGGUCUAAUGUUGUAUUUGGUUUUCUCAAGGGUAAUGUAUUUCAGUAUUUGUGUGCUACUUUCUUAUCUAAAAUCUAAAUAAAGAGGGUUUAUGCAU
Molecule: messenger RNA, 1679 nt
Organism: Arabidopsis arenosa
Lineage: Eukaryota; Viridiplantae; Streptophyta; Magnoliopsida; Brassicales; Brassicaceae
Source: the annotation of a GenBank genome assembly